Messenger RNA from Lampris incognitus (smalleye Pacific opah), 6958 nucleotides. RefSeq names its product stereocilin 1 (gene strc1). Gene Ontology annotation, biological process: cell-matrix adhesion. Lineage: Eukaryota; Metazoa; Chordata; Actinopteri; Lampriformes; Lampridae. Gene Ontology annotation, cellular component: stereocilium tip; kinocilium; cell surface. The coding region runs from base 1 to 6168 and encodes 2055 amino acids. The record is from RefSeq and is a predicted model, not a curated record. The transcript has 29 exons.
AUGCGGUGGGCUGCAGCCGUCUGCGUGCUCUGCGUCUGCUGGGGCAUUUUGUGCGGCGUGAAGCAGGCGUGCUCACAGAUUCAAAUCCAGAGAAAGGCCCCUAACAGAGACAUCAGACUAGAGGAAGACAUCCGGGAAGUUAUUAAUCAGAUCCACUCCCUGUCCAAGGAAAGUGGAAAGACGCAUGCGAGUGAAAAGGGCAGUGUCAAUACAAAGCAUUGGGAGGAUCCCACGCCCCGACCUCCAUUCUUCUCCACGCUGGGGGAAGAUGACUUGAGCCAAUACUUUGGUGUCCUGAGUAACUUGUAUGCUGUGUACAGGCCGUUGAUGGGAGAGAGAUUCAUUGAGAAGCUUCCUAAAACAUUCGUUUGUAUCUUGUCCGGGAGAGAAGACUGUGGAUUAGUGGCAGAACUGACGAAGACGGUUUCUCUUGAGCUGGGCAAACCGUUACUGACUCUCCUGACGUCUUUAAGAUCUGGGACGUGCACCUCAGGAGACGCUUUAGGGGAAGAUGCAGGCUCGAGUUUCCUGAGAUCCUACCUGAGGAUGGAGGAGGCCACUGUCGCAGAAUUAAACGCUUUUCAGGAUCUGUUUGUAACCAUGCUGGCACAUCUCCCUCUCUCUGGGGAUCUGCUGUCCUCUCUGAGUGGUCUUGUGGACUUGACCGCCACGUAUUUCUCGAAGUUAGCUCUGACAUUGCUGCAAACCCCGAUUGACUAUGUGAAAAUAGGGCUGCAGCUUGGAAUAAAAAUCCCAUCGAUCGAUGAAAACGAGCACUGCCAGCAAGGGGACCUCAAACAACUUUUAAUGUGGGGAAUGAAUCACAAUGUGAGCUGGUCCUUUGGGAACCCGAUAUUGGACAUCUUCCUGGCUCCAGAACAAUCUCUGUGCAGCUAUCCGGGGCCGGAGUGCCAGAGUCCACACAGCAUCCUCUUCACUCGCAUCGCCAAGGGAGCCGAUGAUGACAAAGACUUCCUACUCAGGUGCAACCAUCACAAUCUUGCUUUCCUCAACGACACACUGUGUGCAGACAUCCUGGCUACGAAUCCACAACAUGGCUCCUCCGCAUCUGUGAUCGCCCUCUGCCAGGAACUGAGCACCCUCAGCCCCGCACAGCUGGAGCAGGUGUGGAGCAAUGCCUGUUUUGUGAUUGAAGCUCUGGUGUCUUCGUUCCUCAGCGGGUCCUCCGACUGUGGCGUUGGGAGCACCCGGCCGUUCACACCUGUCUUCCUUCACUCAGAAACUACUCCCUUCGCUCCUCCUGUUCCUCCCAUUCUGCCCCGGGAGGCCAGGGCUACCCUCAGCCUCAGCCAGCUCCUCUGCAACUACGGCAACUGGUCUGAAGUCAGCGUGGUGGAUGCUGGCCUGGUGACACUGUGCAGUGAUAAUGACCGUGAGGAGUUUGUGAGGAAAGUGUGUAAUAAUGGUGUGCUAAUGAAGAAGCUGCUCUUGGACCCGAAGAACAACUGGCUGUGGGGAUACUGUGCGAAUUCCUCUGCAGAUGUUGGGUACAUGGUGAGCCACUUCUGCCACUAUGAGAGCUGGAUGGCCCAGCUGGCAAUACCAGUCGAUUCCUCCCUGGUGGCCUUCUGCUGGAGCCUGGACGGUGACCGGCUGAAGAAGCUCGUCUGUGAGAGUGUGGGUCUCUUCACCAUGUUGUUCUCCAACCCCGACAAUGCAGGGCUGAUUCCGAACUGCACGGAGAUCCCACCACCCCCGGAGGACAACCUCAACACGCUAGUGGCCCAGUCCUGUCGCUACUCGCAGUGGCACAACCCAAUGCUCAUCACCAUUGAUGUCAUGUCCCUGUGUAUCCGCCUCGAUUCGCAAGGUUUUGUGACUAAUGUUUGCUCCAAUGCAACUUUUCUGAGAGAGCUCCUUCUUAACAAGGCUAACUCCUGGCUCGAGGAGCACUGUGCUCUGUCACUCAGCUUGCCACCCACAGACCCACCCUUAUUCUUCAGCAUCACGGACUGGUGUGACUACAGCAGGUGGGAGGGACAGGCAGUGGACCCCUCAGUGGUGGGACUUUGUUGGCAGCACGAUCAGCUUGCUUUCCAGAAGAACGUCUGUUGCAAUGUGCCUCUGUUUGAGAAGCUGACUCUGGAGCCCCAGAACGAGUGGCUGAUGGCUGUCUGCACAGACAAGGAGAUCAUUGAGGUGCUCCCACAAGUGUGCAAGUACUCGGAGUGGACCCGACCUAUCAUCGUGGACAUGACUGAGCUAGCUCUCUGUGCUCAGCUCGACCCAUUCAACUUCACCUCCAAGGUCUGCUUAAAUGCCUCUGUUAUCCAGAACUUGCUGGCCAACCUUGACAACACCUGGCUGGUACAGCACUGUGCUAACUAUUCCCAUCCUGGGGUAACCACUGGCGGGGGCGGUGGGCAAGGGGGAGGCCUGGUGGGAUUCAAGCCCACAGAACAGUGCCAGUAUUCCAGCUGGGGUAUAGCCCUUCCAGAUGCAGCCCUCAUGGCUCUCUGCUGGGAUUAUGAUCAGGCCAAUUUUGUCUCCUCCAUAUGCCCCGACGCUAGUCUUCUCUCCUUUCUGGCCCGUGAGUCCUCCAGCAUGUGGGUGAGCACGCUGUGCACCACCUACACCAACUAUAGCACCAACAACAACCACAACAAAAACAACAGCAGCACUGGAGAGAGCAAGCCCUGCCUGGCCAGAGACCUUGUGAUGAGGUUCAACUGGACCUGCUCAGCUGACUUCACUGCUGUCUGCAGGCAGGGCACCAGUCAGACUGAGGCUCUGCAGGUGAUGCUGCGCUGCUGGGUGGAGGCCCUGAGGCCCAGGGUGGAAGCCCUGUUGAGUCAGCGUAUGGCCACAGUGUUGGAGCAGGCAGCUAGUAUAACUGUAGUGAUCAUGGUGGCCCUGGAGGAGAGCCAGAUGACCUCUCUGCGCGUGACCGAGAACAUCAGACUCAGCGUGCUGGAGUCCGUAGUCCUCUAUCUUGAGAAUGAGAUCAACUUUGACAACAAGAGGGUCUUGCUACAGUGCUUUGGGAAAGUUCUAACCAGCUUGAUGCAGACAGGGAGGGAUGUGACCAGCGAUGGAUUCUUCCUAAUCAAGGAGUAUUUCCGUAUCCCGUUGAGGAGUUUAAGACCGGUGUUCAGUGCUGUUGACAACACGACCGUCAGGCAGAUCUUGCAGUACUACAGCAGAAACCAGGACAUGCUGCAGCUGACGGAUGAGUACUUGUCCACCAUGGUGUCAGUGCUGUUCCAGGUCCACCUGCUAAAGGAUGCCAGUCUGUUUCCUGAGCUGGCCCCUCUGCUGGCCGUGGCUCGGCCCGCCGACAUCCGAGGUUUGCCGCCACUACAAACCAACGACAAUGUGAGGGAGACCAUCAACAGCAAUCUUCUGCUCAUGUCCGAGGAGCAGCGGUGGGCUUUCGGCCAGUGGUACGGCCGGGCUGUGGGCCCCCAUCGCAUAACCAGCGGCAGUCUAUCACUCAUCGGGGACACGGGUAACCUGAUCGUCUACCUGCCGUUCCACAGCUUCCAGCACCUCUCACCUGCUCAGCUGCUGCAGGGACUGGAUGUCUUGCAGAGGAAUCCCCUGAGUUCCCUUCAGCAGCAGUUUGUGGCUAACAGCCUCAUUGGCUCAUAUAGCAACUUGACGGCACAGCACUUCACCAGGUUAGGUAAUCUGUCAUGCCUGGCAGAACCAGAGAAGCUCCUGCUAUACAAAGACUCUGAGGCCUUCUCCGUAAUCCAGGACAACAUCCUGACCUGCAUCCGCCAGGGCCUCAGCCUGCCCAGCCACAUGAUCUCCAGUUUGUUUUUAAGCAGCACGGAGUUCAAGUCUCCACCAUCACUCCCCGCCACCCGUCUGGCUGAACUGGCUCACUUCCUGCCCUGGCUGGGUGCAGACUUCUUGCAAAACCUCAGCCAAUCACAGCUGCUCCCCGCCCUCCCUGCCCUGGCCUCGGUGUCUUUCAGCCCCACGCAGGCCGCAAUAAUUUUAGACAAGAUAUCGACAAGUUACACACUGAGCGCCCCGGGAGGGCUGCGGGCGCUGGGCACCCUCAUUGCUGGGGUGAACGUGGAGACCCUGUGGACGCUGACUGCUGACACCCUGCUGUCAUCUCUGCCUGACAUGGCCCAACACACGCCAGGGCUCAGUCCUCCACAAGCCAACAGCAUUGCCACCAAGUUAUGGGGCUCUCCGGACGUUGUCGACUGGCUGAACAAAGUGGAACCUCUUCUUCGGUCCACACCUCUGCUCAGUGUCCUGACCAGGACCCGCCCGCUGUUAACCAACAGCACCUCCACAUUCACCAGGGCCUGGAACACACAGCAGGCUAUGGCGAUAUUCAAAGAAGUGAUUAAAUCUAAACCGAGCUUCACGAAAGGAGACCUCUUGAAACUUGGGACAGUGGGUCAAGGAGUGAGCUGCGAGGUCUUACGGCGACUCCUCCAAACUCAGCCGGUGUCGUCGUCGGUGAAAGACAUCCUGGCAUUCCUGAGAGAGCAGCCGGGACCGCUGCAUACUUCCCUAAAAAAGUGUGUGAUUGAGGUGUUGUACCAGUUUGAGUUCUUCUCGGAGCUGCUCGGAGAACUUGGAGCUGAGAUCGCUCUGGCCCUUCCGGUGAGCACCAUAAAGAAGUUCCCCGUGGACAUGAUGGAUCAUUUAAGAAAACUGAUCAUCCACGACCCGCUUCAGUUUCUGUCCCUCCCCAGAGCAAAGCAGGAACUCCUGGUGGACAAGAUGGUGCAGCGAAUGGGCAUGUACACGGGGGAGUUCACGGAGGAGGAGUUCCGCUCGCUGGACAUCAUGGCGACAUUUGUGGUGGAUGAGGUGUUUGUGCAGCUGAGGAGGAGCUGGUUCGUCAACAAUCUGGAGUUUCUACGGGGACUUUGCUACAGCGCCAGCAAAAGAGAUCUUGUAGCUCGCAUCUUGCAGGAGACGGGCACUUUUGGCCCGGUCCAGAACUGGAACCAGGUAACACUUGAUCAGGUGGACAGAUUUCUAUUCUUCUUACCCAAAGACAAGCUGCAAGAGAUAUCCCAAGAUUUGAUAACCCCAGGACGUAUCGAGAGGCUGUUCUUAAGCCAGACUCAGUGGGAAACUGGGGAUGUUGGGGUCCACUGUAUGAAAGGCGGGGACCAGCAUGAGCGGCAGAGUUUGUUUGACAAGCAGCAGUUUGUCCUUCAGUUUUUUCUUGGCUUCCUCAGGGUGGGCCGUCUCUCACCUCCUGCUGUAAUUCCCAGCUGUGAGGUGCUGCAUACAACCGCUCCCUCUGCCUGGACCACGGACAGCCUCCUCGCCAUGUCCUCGCCGGCCUUCUCCAACUGUCUGGAGUUGAUCGGCAGGGACCCGUACCUCACAUCUUACCAACGCACUCUGCUGCUCAAGAGAACCAAAGAGGUGUAUGGCCCCAUCCCCUCCUUCUCCCCCUCAGUGAUUUCUCGGAUGGGUGAGCUAGCUACCCAGCUGUCAGCCGAGGAGCUGGGCUCUCUCCGUCUGACCGAGCUCGGCAGUAUCUCUGCCAUGGGGGCAGUCAGCACCUGGAGCAACAGACAGCUGGCAGUGCUGUUCGCCACCCUGCUCAACUCCACCAAGUUGGGUCCUAGCCAGCUAGAUUCCAGCACACUGGUGGCGAUGGGACACAUUGUCUGUGGAGCCAAAACUACGGAAAUGCGCACUUUCAAUGCUGUGGAGUUCAGUAAGGCCGUGCUGUGGCUGGGUCAGCUGAGGCUUCCCUGUUCAGAGGAACAGCUCAUGGCCCUGGUUGGACUGCUUACCCACAGUCUUGCAUUUGGGCCCACGAGUUCCUGGGGGUCAGACGUUUUCAUUGAGAUCGGAGCGUUGGCAGCUGGGCUUCCAGACAUGUCCAUGUCCGCGCUGGUGAAGGAGCAAAUUGAAGGAAUAACGCCUCUGGCUGUCUCACUAAUACCACCCGAAAAGUUUGCCGUGGUCUUUGACCCGAGCCAGAUCAGCAUGUUCUCCUAUGAGCAAGCUGUCGCUGUGACAGCUGCCCAGCGCUCUGCCCUCUCAGCGGUCCAACAGACUGCCCUGGCUAUGGUGCUGACACCAUGGGAGGACAGGCCCGUGGACUUCAGAGGGAGGUCAUUGGGGAUGUGGCUGAGCCCCAGUCCUCUGUGUCACCUGCUGGGACUGCUGAUGCUGCUGAUCCUCCUGCCUUGCCCCGCCAUGCCCUGAUCUGCCCCGACGCACGACCUCGUUCACCUCUGCCGGACCAGUUCCACCACAUCCCUGUGAUGAUGGCCUAUUCUGUGCAAUACCUCGUCUCUUUGCAAUGAGCAGCACUUGAGGGUUUCCACGUGUUAAUGGGUUGUUUUGCUAUUCAUUUUGUGUAUCGGCCCUAACUUGAGUUGUAAUUUAUUUGCGUAGCACUAUUGAUCUGUUUUGCAUAUCAGCGUUCAGCACUAAAGAAACCAAAGAAAUAUACAGCAGUGUCUGCUUCGCUUAGAAAAGGGGUGAGCAGAUUUUGUUUUUUUGUUUUGCUUUUUAAGUCUGCGGUACACACAAAUCACCCGUUGAAGUGAGCCUACAUCUGCAGAAUGACUGUGUACACACUUGGGCCUAAAAUUGAUUAUAAGGACCCUGAAGAGAACUGGCUGUACUAAUGUAGUCUACUCAGGAACACACCGCCAUACCCAGAACUACGACCAAAAACACUUAAAGACUAAAGUAUAGUUCUGACCAAUUUCAAGCCACAUACAACAUUGUGUAGUGGAUCUAGGUUUGUUUUUUUUUAUCUAAGGAUUGAGAAAGUGUUUGUCUAUGUGAGGGCUGCAACAUUUGGUGCAUGUAUAGUGUGCAUCUUAUAGAUCCGUAUCAUUUUGUUUGGGUAAAUUAACUCCUUAAAUGUCAACGAGUGGUCUGUUCUGCCUGGUCUACUUCGACCCGUUUGUUGCUGUGAGUUUUGUAUUAUUAUGCAAAUAUUCUGGUAUGAUAAAGAGAGACCUAAUUCAAUAAAAUGAAUCUC